GUUUCACAGUCAAUAUCUAGUAGCAGCAUGUUGACAUUGUCAGACUAACCACCCGGCCACAUGCAACAGAUGCACUGCAGAACUCUGUGAUCUCUCAGGAUGGACACCUACACAGAUGAUGAAAGUUAUGAUUACUACAGUGACAACUUUACUUAUGAUGGUUUAUUUAAUUGCUCUGGCUCACACCUGCAUGGCUCCAACAUCUUCCUGCCCAUACUGUAUUACCUCAUAUUUUUCACAGGCUUUUUGGGGAACCUCUUUGUUAUCUCAGUCGUGGGCAGCAAAGGGAGGAGAGGUGGGCGUCUGGUGGACACUUUUGUUGUCAACCUGGCCCUGGCCGACCUCAUCUUUGUCCUCACGCUGCCUCUGUGGGCAAUCUCUGCAAGCCAGAGUGGCUAUUGGGACUUUGGGAGAAUUGGGGACCUGCUGUGUAAACUGAGCAGCUACAUCAUAGCUGUGAACCGUUUCUCUAACAUCUUUUUUCUCACCUGCAUGAGUGUCGAUCGUUACCUGGCGGUGGUGAAGCUGAUGGACUCGAGGUACCUCAGGAGCAGCAGGUGCAUUCGUGCCACUUGUGCUGCCGUGUGGUUGAGCUCGCUGGUGCUUGGCAUCCCAUCCCUGGUGUACCGCAGAGUGGAGCCGUCCGGUGAUGGACUCUACUGCGUGGAAGAUAACAACUCAAGUUUUUUUCUUGUGAGUCUCACCAUGGCGUUCCUUAACUUUGUCUUCCCAGUGUUAAUAAUUGUGCUCUGUUAUGGCACCAUCAUUGUGCAUCUCAACCACCACUGUGCUGCAAAUCCUCGAGCUGAAGCCCGUCGCAGACACUCCUUGAAGAUGGUCCUCUCCAUCAUAGUGGCCUUCGUGGUGUCCUGGCUCCCCUUCAACGUCUUCAAAGUCAUUAUAAUCAGCUCACACCUCUUAAAUGCUGAUUUGAGUUGUGACGCUCAGAUGUGGCAAAGAAACGGGCUCCUCGUCUCGUGCUGCCUGGCCUUCCUCAACAGCUGUGUGAAUCCAGCCAUUUACUUUUUCCUGGACCAUCACUUCAGACGACGGGCCGAGCGCCUGUACAAGAAGUGCAUAGGGCAGCCAAAAUUGCAGCGGAGCCACAACUCCUCAGCUUCAUUCACCAAUGUUGGCACUUCAGAGAGCUAACAACUGGUGGGAGAACCCAGCUGCAGGUUGAGUUGGAGGAGAAGACAUAAGUCUUUUCUUUUACUUUGAAUGUAGAAAUGUUACUGUUUGAUUAUUAGUAUAUGACAGCUUGUCAUGUUCAUUUUUAUAUUGAGAGACUUUGUGCAUAUUCCCCUCAAAGGAUGUUUAAAUAUAAAAAAGUUAAAUCUGAUUCAAGGCAAGAAAAAUGUUUUUUUUCAAUUAGUGACAUAAUGUGACUUUCCUUUGUCGUACAUUUUCUUCAUUCAAACUUUCUACAAAUAUUGAACAUGCUGUUUAUACUUCUUAUACUGUAUAGUGUAGGCUUGUAUGAAAACCCGUAUCAAUUUUUGCAGCAUUAGUAGAAUGCAAUUAUAUAGAGGUGUAAAUAAACGUUUUGGUAUAUAUACUGAAGGCAAUAAUUUAGUU
Molecule: messenger RNA, 1578 nt
Organism: Etheostoma spectabile (orangethroat darter)
Lineage: Eukaryota; Metazoa; Chordata; Actinopteri; Perciformes; Percidae
Product: probable G-protein coupled receptor 25
Biological process (GO): G protein-coupled receptor signaling pathway; calcium-mediated signaling; immune response
Cellular component (GO): membrane; external side of plasma membrane
Molecular function (GO): C-C chemokine receptor activity; C-C chemokine binding
Source: RefSeq, a predicted model, not a curated record